AGUUAACAGUGUAGUUGUAAUAUCUUUAUAUUCAAUUCCAGAGGACCAGUUCACACUUUAUCUUUAUGGGAUCAGAAUUAAGCUAAAACAAAGUGGGCUUUUUUAAAGAAGUCAAUAACGUAAAUAACUAGUAACAAGAUGAAGUUGUUUUGAAUUGAUUUAAAGGCGCUAGUCUAGGGUUUCUUCUUCCGGUAUGGAAAUCGCAAGCCAAGCAAUUAUUCAAGUUCAGCUUAUAACAAAUCUAAACUCGGAUCACUCAGGUUGAAUCAACCCACUCUCGUGGUAUUGAUUCAUUUGCAAGUCGGUCUUGAUGCCUAAACUCUCGUUUGGAUCAAGACGCGCUAGCAAGCCUUAGAGAUCAAGUCCGAUAUGUUCACAAUACAUCCUAAUAUCUACUCUCGCUGACUAGGGAUGCAAAGCUCAUUCAAAUCAUAUCAAGUUAUCAAUUAACGGCUAGCUAAAUUGAUUAACCCUAAUUCAUGCACUAAGUGAUCGGUUCAAUGCAAGCAAUAAGAACAUAUAUGAAUGUAGACAAUCUUAAGAUGACUUAUUUAUACUUCAGCUCACGAAUCCAAACCCUAGAACCCUAAACUAACUCGGUGACUACUCAGACAUAACACAAGAACAGAGAAGCAUGAUUUCUGAAUAAUACUGCAUAUAAUAGAUAAUAGAAAUCAGAGGGUUCAGGAUAAUCUUCUCUAGGAGAUAGAUGAUGUCUUCUCGUUCAAAAAUCAAAGCUAUCUUAGAUCUUUUCUUGUGUAAAAAUUAAGGUAGGUCUAAAGUAAUAAAUAGGAGACUAUAUAUAUAGGAGCCACAGACGGCUAUAGGGAAAAAUAUGAAAUCUAGGGCAAAUCCCGAAAUAUUUUGAAACUUCCUUUUUUAUCUCUGCCGCUGGAGCAGGCACUCAGGCUGCUCCGGUCGACUGUUCAGCGCAAAAGACUCUAAUUCACACUCCUUUUCUCUUUUUUCCUUCCAUCUGGUCUAUCUCUCAUCCAAUGCAACUCGAGACUUGUAAUGACUCAAAUGAACUAAAAAGACUCGAUAAAACUUUGAAAACUAUUAAUAAGACAUACAUAUAGUGUGCCAAAAACACAAUAUAUCAACCAACUGUCUCACGAAUUAUUUCUAUUUCUUUUGCUUUUACUUAUUGAUAUAAUACUACUAUCUAGAAAUAUGAAAGAUAUUAUCUUCUUAAUUUAAACGUUGACAUUAUUUUUGUUCAAGCAACAUUGACUUCUUAAACUACUUUGAAUAAUUCAUUUUAAUUUCAAAGAAAAAUCAAAUACAAUCUCACUUGGCAAAUUGUAUGGAUGUGAACGAAUGAUUCUUUACUUAGUUUUUCUUACAAAACUAACUUAAAAUGUUAUAUCAAAAAGAAGGAUAAAUGAGCAGACUUGUCAACUGUCACGAUCAUAGCUUCAACUCAAUUUUUUUACUCAAGUAUCUUAAACUUCCCUCUCAAGAAUCUACACACAUUGCUAUAACUUGUGCAUCGAGAAACAGUCAUAAGUGCUCUAUAAUAACAUAUACUUAGAAUAUUAUAAUAUUGUGCUUGGAAGUUUUACAAUGACUUCACACAACAGACUUUUCCACUCAUUUGUCUUAGCAGAAUUCAUGGAAAGUUAUUCUGUUUUUCCUGGAAAGCUACUCAUCUUUUAUUGAUAUAGAUAGGACUCUGAAUAAGAUGUUCAACAUUAUAAUCAAUGGCAUGGAGAUCAUCUGGAGAACAACUCUUUCAACACUAAUGCUUUUUUUCUUCUUGAGAUAUUUCGAUAACCCUCCAACUCCAUCAAACCCUCUGCUUAUUUUUUUCUUCCUCAGUUUGAUCCUUUUCUUGUUUAUCAUCCAUAGUAAUCGCUUUGUUAAUAAAGAAGCCCAAGAUUUUAAUGUUCUGUGCACGUUUGAAGAAGACAGUACUACGCUUGAUAAUUACACCAUAGACAAGAACAAAGAUUGUUGUUCUCUCACAAAAUAUUGCUAUGGUAAUGAUGUUGAUUUUUUUAGCUAUUAUGGUGGUUUUCAUGAAUUUGAUUAUGAAGGCGAUAUAUGGAAUGAUAAUGAACAUUAUAGCCAGUGGAAUGAAGAUGAUGGUGAUGAUGGUAUUGAAAACCAUGAUGAUGAUGAUCAUGAGCAGGGUGAUGAUGAUGAUGAUACCUUGACGAAUAGGAUUGAAGAUUACAUUGCAAGCGUUUACAGUGGAUGGAGAGCAGAGAAACUGUUUGUUUGAUGUUUUCAUUAAUCUUGUUUUACUUUCGCCCUGUUAUGAAGAAAUUGUUGUGGUGUGGUACUUAAGUUUGGUUGUUACUUGUUAGACACUGACGUGAUUCAAUCUUGGUUUCAUGACUCUGGUUCUUUGAGUUCUGAACACUUAAAUUGCGCCAAUCGUGUGUUUAGUAGACACAAAUGAUGAUCGAAUAUAUACAAAUCUAUCUCAAUGUAA
This is a messenger RNA of Brassica napus (rape), 2440 nucleotides long. RefSeq lists its product as uncharacterized. The record is from RefSeq and is a predicted model, not a curated record. The coding region runs from base 1685 to 2227 and encodes 180 amino acids. Lineage: Eukaryota; Viridiplantae; Streptophyta; Magnoliopsida; Brassicales; Brassicaceae. The transcript has a single exon.